This is a messenger RNA of Astyanax mexicanus (Mexican tetra), 5822 nucleotides long. RefSeq names its product S-phase cyclin A-associated protein in the ER (gene scaper). The record is from RefSeq and is a predicted model, not a curated record. The transcript has 31 exons. NCBI's taxonomy places the organism in Eukaryota, Metazoa, Chordata, Actinopteri, Characiformes, Acestrorhamphidae. Gene Ontology annotation, molecular function: zinc ion binding; nucleic acid binding. The coding region runs from base 508 to 4893 and encodes 1461 amino acids.
GCAGCAGCAGCAGCCAGGGGGUAGCUGAGUGGGCCGGCUUGUCAUGUACACAUGACUGCACGCAAAGAGAGAUCACACAGAAAUGCAGAGCUUGGGCUGUCUGUGUUUUACAGCCCUGUGAGGAGCCGGGGAGAGAGGCAGAGAAAUCAUCGGCGGAGGCUGCAGCAGUCUAGAGGCCGUGGCGCUCGUCUGGAGAGGCUAGUGCGAGCUCAGCAAAGCGGAACGGAGCGUUUAGAGAAGCUCAUCUGUGAUUAGCUCAGGAGCAGGCAGGGUGAGCAGCCUCGUCAGUACGUCCAUCAGCCGGUCUGCUAAGCAGCACCAUCGCACCACCUGAUUGGUAGAGAAGUUGACACGGCUGGCCAAGUUGCCGGAGCUUGGAGGCGCUGCCUCGCUCACUCUGCGUGGUUAUUUUGAGUCAGGCUGUCAGUUGACGAUGCCUCCCCGUGUGUGCAGUGGCUAUGAUGCCGGCUAGGGGGAAACAGGUUACUUGAAGCGCACGGCAGAAGUAUGUCAGGGCCGGAUAAGAACGAAGAACCUGCUUACAGACUCUACUUCUACUCUGCCUCCUUCCAGCGUUCCAACAGCCAUGAUAAGGUGAGGAAGAUUGUGGCAGAAGAGGGACGUGCCGCUCGCAACCUCAUUGCCUGGAGUGUUCCUCUGGAAAACAAGGAGGAAGAAAGCAAACACAUUCAAGUUCAUGCUCAUGGGAAAUCGAAGAUUCACAGCAACAACAAUGCAAGACCACAACGAAUCAACUCUGGACAACACAGAAACAAAAAACAGACUGCAGCGCUGGACUGUAAGGCUCCUGCAGGGUCCAUGCUGGAGAAGGGAGCAGAGAAAAGUCCCACUAAAGCCAGGCAGCCACGGAAAGUAGAUUUGAGAGCACGCUACUGGGCCUUCCUGUUUGAUAACCUGCGUCGGGCCGUAGAUGAGAUAUACGUGACAUGCGAGUCAGACCAGAGUGUUGUAGAGUGUAAGGAGGUGUUGAUGAUGUUGGACAACUAUGUUCGGGACUUUAAAGCUCUCAUCGACUGGAUCCAGCUACAGGAGAAACUAGAGAAAACUGAUGCCCAAAACAGGCCCACAUCUUUGGCAUGGGAGGUUCGUAAGAUGUCUCCAGGACGCCAUGUCAUGCCCAGUCCAUCAACAGACCGAAUCGUUCCAUCACCCAAUGUUCGCCGUUCCUUGAACUUCGGGGGUCCUCCUCCCACUCUUGCAGUAGCACGUCUCUCCCAUUCUGGCCCGAGCUGGGCUGACCGGGUAAAGUUCUCCCAGGCUAUGCCUGUGACCAACCAAAAUGUUCCAGGUCCCACAGAAAAACCCGGGAAAAAAGAUGCAGAGGGCUGGGAGACGGUACAGCGCGGUCGCUCGAUGAGACCUCGCUCCAUCGCCAUGGUAGCUAAGGUCAGCCCUGUCCUGGCCCACGUCAGUCCCAAAGAUGUCACUGAUAAGGAGAACCAGCAGCUCCAGGCCUCUCCCCAGGACAAAGUGCAGGGGCCAAAGGAGCAGGGGGGACACGACAAGCUCACCUCCCCAGAGCAAAAGCCGGAGUGUGAGAAGGCUUCCGUCAUCGAGCCCCCAUCAGAUCAACAGCCUGAGCAGUCUGUCAGUUCCACCUCUGACCAUGUGCCACCCCUUGUGGCCGAAUCCCUUCCAGCCCCUCCCUCGCCUCAACCUCAAAGUCCACCUCCAGUCCCAGCUCCAGAUCCUCCGUCCUGUCCAGAGUUAGGGGAUGCUGGUGCUGGACUGGCUGGCGGAGGGGAGGUGGAGCAGGAGCCGGAGCCGAAGCAGGAGCAGGCGGGUGUGGGGGCAGUGUGGCAGGUCAUGGCACCAUCUGCUGCUGGAGGAGCAGCAGCAGCAGCAUCAACAGCAGCAGCAGAAGCGGCCCAUAUUCCCCUGGCAGUGCUGAAACUGGAGAGCAUUCUGGACCCCACAGAGCUUUCCACCCCCCAGUCCAUGGCUGAGGUCUUGGCUAAGAAGGAGGAGCUGGCUGACCGGCUGGAGAAGGCUAAUGAGGAGGCCAUUGCCAGUGCUAUCGCUGAGGAGGAGCAGCUGACUCGGGAGAUCCUGGCAGAGAACAACGAGCUGGAGACAGAUAACGAGAGUGAAUUCUCUGCAAGUAUUGGGAGCGGAGGAUGUGGACUCAACUUGGACUGGAGUGACUUGCUGGCUGACUAUGAUGCGAGAGAGCCCUGGCGUCAGAGCACCUCAUGGGGAGAUAUUGUGGAGGAGGAACCAUCUCGUCCACCUGGCCAUGGCAUCCAUAUGCAUGAGAAACUCUCCUCACCAUCCCGCAAAAGAACCAUCGCUGAAUCAAAGAAGAAGCACGAAGAGAAGCAGCUGAAAGCCCAGCAGCUACGAGACAAGCUAAGGGAGGAGAAGACCCACAAACUGCAGAAACUUUUAGAGAGGGAGAAGGAGGUGAGAAAGUGGAAAGAGGAGCUGCUGGAUCAGAGAAGGAGGAUGAUGGAGGAGAAGCUCCUCCAUGCUGAGUUCAAGCGGGAGCUGCAGCUCCAAGCCAUCGUGAAGAAGGCUCAAGAAGAGGAUGCAAAAGUGAAUGAGAUUGCAUUCAUAAACACGCUGGAGGCUCAGAACAAGAGGCACGAUGUUCUGGCCAAGCUGAACGAAUAUGAACAGCGCCUCAACGAGCUGCAGGAGGAGCGCCAGAGGAGGCAGGAGGAGAAACAAGCCAGAGAUGAAGCUGUGCAGGAGCGUAAGCGUGCUCUGGAGGCAGAGCGUCAGGCGCGGGUGGAAGAGCUGUUAAUGAAGAGGAGAGAGCAGGAGGCAAGGAUUGAGCAGCAGCGGCAGGAGAAGGAGAGAGCGAGAGAGGAUGCUGCCCGCGAGAGAGCCAGAGACCGUGAGGAGCGUCUGGCUGCCCUCAGUGCAGCUCAGCAGGAGGCCAUGGAGGAGUUGCAGAAGAAGAUCCAAAUGAAGCAUGAUGAGAGCAGCCGAAGGCACAUGGAGCAGAUUGAGCAGAGGAAGGAGAAGGCCGCUGAGCUGAGUAGUGGCAGACACGCCAAUACUGACUACGCACCCAAACUGACACCCUACGAGCGCAAGAAACAGUGCUCCCUCUGCAGUGUUGUGAUCACCUCGGAGGUGCACCUGUUCAGUCACACCAAGGGCAAGAGGCAUCAGCAGGCUGUGAGGGACAGUAGCAGCAUCCAGGGCAGAGAGCUGUCUGACGAAGAGGUGGAGCACCUGUCCUUAAAGAAAUACAUCGUAGACAUAGUGACUGAUACCACUGUAACUCCAGAGAGUGCCAAGGAUGGAGAGGAGAGGCAGAAAGCACGGAAAAAGGCCAAGAAACUCAGAGCACGAAUGAACUCAAGGGCUAAGGAGUAUGAGACCUCUAUGGAGGCUAAGAUGCAGAUUCCAGAUUCUCCCUACAAAGCCAAGCUGCAGCGUCUGGUGAAGGAUUUGGGAAAGCAGCUGCAGGGGCAGGAUAGUGGUCAGUGGGCCAACAACAAAGUCUCUGGUUUAGACCGAACGCUGGGCGAAAUCUCACGAAUUCUGGAGAAGCAGAAUAAUGCGGAUCAAGUAGCUUUUCAGGUAGGAGGGGGUCUGUCUGCCCUGGAACAGAUUCUACAGGUAGUUACCGCGGCCUCCAGUCCUACAGCUGUCCCACGCAUUCCGCUGAAGUCUCUGUGCGCCGCUGUGAAUGUGUAUUACCUGGCCUGCUCCCGCUGCUACAGCAACUGCUCUUACGUUCUCUACAGCAACAAAAUCGCCCCGCUCAUGGACCUCUUGCUUCAUCAGCUAACGCUAUAUGUUCCCGACGAGGAUAAGUCUAUCUUUGGCCGCAGUGUGAACAAGCAGGUAUUUGAGGGCUUGACUACCGGGCUGCUUCAGACCACUGCCACAGUACUCUCACUCCUGCACCCCUCUGGGCCAGAGGCCGGGAGAGAAUCCCCACAGAUCUGCCCACCUGACGGCAAGAGUAAACCAGCCAGCACUGAAAACUUCAACACCCGCGCUCAAGACCUCAUUAGCUAUGUGGUGAAUAUGGGCUUGAUUGACAAGCUGUACGGCUGCUUCCUGUAUGUGCAAGGCCCGAUCGAUGAGAGUCCUAAGAUGUCUGCCUUUCUGGAGCAGGCCACCGCUCUCCUCCACGCCAUGUGCAAACUGUGCUUUGCUGUGACCAGUCGUUCCCCCAGUAUCUUCGACAACAAACGUCAGGACCCCACAGGACUGACGUCGCUGCUACACAGCACUGACCUGGUUGGUGUUCUGCACAUGCUGUACUGUAUCCUGCUUCACAGUGCCCUGCCCGAGUCCCAGCCAGGCGGCCCAGCGUCACCACAGGAGCCCUAUAACCCUGCUGUGAUCCAGGUAGCCCUGCAGGGCCUCCGCUUCCUCAACAGCUUUGCUCUGCUUGACCUCGCUGCCUUCCAGGCUGUUCUAGGAGCAGAGGGGUUGUCUCUGGCUUUCAGGCAUAUUGUUAGCUCUCUGCUUUGGUACUGCUCUCAGAACAGCUCAGAGGAUCUGCUGCAUGAAGUUAUCAUCUGUGUGGGCUACUUCACAGUCAACCAUCCAGACAACCAGGUGAUUGUGCAGUCUGGCCGGCAGCCCAGCGUGCUGCAGAAACUGUGUCAGCUGCCGUUCCAGUACUUCAGCCACCCACGCCUCAUCAAAGUGCUCUUCCCCUCACUCAUCAGCGCCUGCUACAACAACCAGCAGAACAAGGUCAUCCUGCAGCAGGAGAUGAGCUGUGUGCUCCUGGCCACCUUCAUACAGGACUGUGCCUCCAGUGAGAAUCAGACAGAUAGCAGGCCAUCACAACAUGAGAGGAGCAGUGCUGCACUGGAUUACUGUGAGCUCUCCAACCGCUUCCCCAGAGAGCAGUGGGACUCCGCACUUCACUUCUUCCUCAACAAACAAGAGGAGUGAGCCAAAAGAGGAGAAGAGUGCACAGACUGCAUAGCACACUCAGAUGCACCAUGACCAUUCGUACCAGCACAUUCACUCUAAGCACUACAUAUAUCUACAGGAGAUACAAAGCAAAAAAAAAUAGGAUUUUUUUUUCUUUACUUUUUUAAUUCUAAUAUUGGGCAAAAUUUUAAGCAAGUCUUAAAAAUCUGGCUGCUGCACGUAACAUCUGAGUUUUGUUUAGACUUUAUUAGCUCGCCUUAAUUGAGUUGUAUUAAUAAAAAUAAUUGCAUAGUAAAUGCAGCUUAAAUUUUUUUUGUUACUUUUUUGGACGUGCAAUGUUAACAUCACACACUGUAAUAACAAACUGUUCGCACAAUGCAGGUACUUAAGGGCAGUAUAACACAGUCACAUUUACAAAGUGGCUAGAAUGUAUGAACGUAUUUCUUGUGUAAAUAAACAGUUAUUAGGGGCUGUCGAUAUACAGUGGAAGAAAGAAAAGAUCCGUUGUGGCCCUUUCCUGGAAUGCACACUAGUUUACUGUUCCUCUCCAAAGCUGGACAUAGAACUUAGUGUUUUAUAAAUGAGGAGGUAUGUUUUGUUUUGUAAAUAAAAGAUGUUUGAAGGAUAUUUCUGAAAAUUCAAAAGAACUGUUCAGAGAGUACAGUCGGUUACUUUACUUAUUGCUGUGUAUUAAAGGAAAAGAAACAUUGCUUUCAAAAGCUGACAAAAAUCAUGAUUAUUUACUGGUUUUGAAAUUUAUACAAACUGAGUAUUAGGAUAUAUAUAUGUAUUAACUCUGAUUUCCUUUUCUUAAAAAACACUGUAAGACAUAUUUAUGUUAAUGUUGUUGUUGUUUGCUUUGUACUUGUUACUGAAUGGUGAAGCACUUAUAAUUUAUAGAAUUGAUUUUUUUUUUCACAUUUAAUAAAAUAAAAAUAUUUAAUGCA